Molecule: messenger RNA, 1239 nt
Organism: Adineta ricciae
Lineage: Eukaryota; Metazoa; Rotifera; Eurotatoria; Adinetida; Adinetidae
Source: the annotation of a GenBank genome assembly
AUGAAAUUAUUAAUUUAUUUAUUACAUGUUUGUGUACUUCUGGCUGCUGUUGGUGCUCCACCUGUUGUAGAAAAUGCUAGACGAGGAAAAGCGCCAGCACCUUCAAGUAAUAAUGAAGAUUCUGAUGAUAUGAUAGACAAGCUUGAAUAUGGACGCUAUUUAAAAGAAGUUGUGGAAAUUCUGGAAAGUGAUCCGAAUUUCAAAAGGAAACUCGAAAAAGCGUCUGCCGAUGAUAUUAAAUCGGGAAACAUUGCAGAACAUUUGAGUCUUGUUCAGCACAAUAUUCGUUCGCAACUUGACGAAGCAAAGCAACGAGAAAUGGCGCGAUUGAGACAAUUAAUCGGAAGAAAAAUUCGCACUCUAAGUGAUAAACAACGUAAUGCAUUGGCUCGAAUUGAUCCCAAUGGAGAACAAAUAAGAAAACUACUUCCUCAACAUCUAGAUCAUGACAAUUCGGAUACCUUCAAUGAAGCUGAUCUUGAACGGUUGAUCCGACAUGCAUCGAAAGAUCUUGAUGAAAUUGAUCGUCAACGGGAAGAAGAAUUCAAACAAUACGAACUACGUAAAGAAUAUCAACGACGAGCGAAGUUAGCUAAACUUACUAAGGACGAGCGAAAACGACUAGAAGAAUUACACCAUGAAGCGCUAGAACAGAAGAAACGUCAUCGUCCAGUGAACCAUCCUGGCAGUCGUGAUCAAAUGGAAGAAGUUUGGACAAAAGUAGAUAAGCUCGAAACAAACCAAUUUAAGCCGAAAGCAUUUUUCAAAUUACAUGACAUAAAUGGCGACGGAUUUUUAGAUGAAGGAGAGAUCGAAGCGAUUAUGUUACAAGAGGCAGCGAAGAUCCAUGACGGUCCAGCAGAUGCAGAUCCCGUUGAGAAAGAAGAAGAAAUGGAGCGAAUGCGACAGCACGUGAUGAGAGAAUUUGAUAAAAAUAACGAUCGAAUGUUAUCCUUCGAAGAAUUUGAACAUGGCAUCGAUGGGAAAGAUGCCAAAAACGAUCAAGGAUGGAAGUCGAUUGAAGACAAUCCUGUUUUCUCUGAUCAAGAAUACCAACGUUUCGCAGAACACAUGCCCCCUAUCUCAACUUCAAUUCCUCCUCAACAAACCCCUUCAACAUCCUCGUCUAGUGUGCAAGCACCGGUAGUAUCGGAAACAGUAGCGAAUGCAUCAUCAGUCGUUCCUGCAAAUCAACCAUUGAAUAUUCCUCGCGCUCGUCCUGCAGCGAAAACACAAUAG